Sesamum indicum (sesame) is the source of this 2932-nucleotide messenger RNA. The record is from RefSeq and is a predicted model, not a curated record. NCBI's taxonomy places the organism in Eukaryota, Viridiplantae, Streptophyta, Magnoliopsida, Lamiales, Pedaliaceae.
AAAUUACAAAGUAAUCAAUGGAUUAAUAUAAUAGCAGUUGCAAUUUUUUAUCAUCUCUUCACAUUUACAGGGCAGCCUCUGUUUAUGAUCAACAAGUCAACUGCAUCUUGCUACCUUGCUAUUCAUUGGAUAGUUGUAGAGUUUGCUGCAAAACUUUUCUGUCUGAGAGUGAGGAGAGAUCUGAAAAUGGCUUACAAUCUAGAGUCUCUUAUUAGAAUUCUACACCAAAUCCUGCAACCUGAUAAUAAACGCUGGAUUCUUGAUCAUAAUAAGAGGCCACAAAUGGAGUCCCUCUUGGAAAAGGCUUCUUCUUUGAAGAAGAUUCUUGAAAAGUCUUCAUCAGCAGGCGGCCCAAUGACUGAAAGUCUGAUGAGUCAAAUCACAGAUGCUGCCCUUAAAGCAGAAGACAUCAUUGAAUCCCAUACGGUGGAUCAGAGGCUCUCCAACCCUGGAGCUCAGAGCUGCACCAUUUCCCGCCAGACUUGCAGGAAGUCAUGGAAGAACUUGAUUCUGCAAUAGAUAAAUUGCAGAAGAUCGUGGAACAUGGGAGCGAUGGGAUGCGGAAUAGUUCAUUCUCUGAUGCUGUUUCAUCCACACCUGAUCCAACUUCCACGAACACUGUAGUGGGACUUGACGAGGAUUUGAUUAAGUUGAAGGAUCGACUUACCAGUCUGGAAAAUAAACUCGAGGUAAUCCCCAUGAUUGGCAUGGGGGGUAUUGGUAAGACUACCCUCGCCCGAAAUCUCUAUAAUGAUCGUCUCAUUAUUUCCCACUUUGACACUUGUGCAUGGAUUGUAAUAUCACAAGACUAUGAUGUGCGAGCUAUUCUAUUAGGCCUUCUUGCUUGCAUAGUUGGAAAGCUUACUGAUGAUAUGCUUCAACAGAAAAAUAGUCAAUUGGCAGUCACACUAUACAAGAGCUUAACUGGCAUAAGAUAUCUGGUUGUGUUAGAUGAUAUGUGGAGUACCAGAGCCUGGGAUGACGUAAGAAUGUUCUUUCCAGAUAAUAAUAAUAGAAGCCGGAUCUUGUUAACCACUAGAGAAAAGAAUGUGGCUAAUUAUGUGGGCUCAUCGAGUCAGUAUCAUCAGAUGCGUCUUUUGAACAAGUUUGAAAGUUGGAAUCUACUUCAUCAAAAGGUGUUUGGGGAAGAUAAAUGCCCUCCUGAAUUUGAAAAGAUUGAAAGAAACAUUGCAAGCGACUGCGGAGGGCUUCCUCUUGCUAUCCAUGUGAUUGGUGGGCUCCUCUCAGAAGCCAAGGGAAGAAGAGAUUUUUGGGAGCGUGUUGCAGAUGAUAUAAGUUCAGCUAUGGCUGAAAAAGAUGAGCAAUUCUAUAAUAUAUUAGCUUUGAGUUAUAAUUACUUGUCGUAUCAUUUGAAGUCAUGUUUUCUGUUUAUGGGAGCUUUCCCCGAAGAUCACGAGAUUCGGGCCUCUAAACUCGUAAGGAUAUGGGUAGCUGAGGGGUUCCUAGAAUCAAAUGGAGAUAAAAGCUUGGAAGAGAUAGCUGAGGAAAACUUAAAGGUUCUUGUUGACAGAAAUCUUGUAAUGGUAAGAGAACGGAAGUCUAAUGGCAAAGCAAAGAGUUACAGCAUCCAUGAUCUUUUGAGGGAUUUGUGCGUGAAGAAAGCUGCAAAGGAUAAGUUUCUUCAUGUCAAGAAUUGGCAAGUUCACAAUGUACCAGAAGGCUUGUCCUACUUCCCUCGCCGUGUGAGUGUGCAUCAAUCAUAUCGGAUCAGAGAUGUUUAUGGUUCAACAGAAUUUAUGUCUCUUCUGCGUUCUUUUCUUUGCAUUGGUCUUGCAUCACGUGUGAUUCUCUCUCCUGUUUUUUUUGCAUUAAGAUUGCUGAGGGUGUUGGAUGUACUGGACAUAGAAUUCCACCAGUUUCCGACAGAAUUAUUGGGGCUAGUCAACUUACAUUACUUGGCUUUCUCCUGCAACUCAGACUUCCCUUCCGCGAUAUCCAGAUUGUGGAAUCUGCAAACCUUAAUUGUUCAGUCAAGUUUAUUUUAUAUGUAUUUGCCAUCUGAAAUAUGGGAGAUGCCAGAGUUGAGACAUAUCAAGUUUAAGAAAACACGUAUCUGCAUUGAUGAUGCAUACAGGAAAAAGAAUGUUCAAAGAAAGCUUCAAACAAUCUCUUGUACGACUUUAGAUCAAUUAAUUGAUUGCAAUCUCUUAGGAAACAUUCCGAACAUUAAAAACUUGGGAAUCCACUCUGCCAGCCCGUUCCAUGUCGAUCUUUCCCAUCUGCAUAGACUUGAAAUUCUGAAAUGCUCUGCUCGAAAAUGGUCUCGAACUUCAAUAUCCAAACUCGAUUUCCCUCCUUCAAUUAGAAAGUUAACUCUGAGUAAGUUAACUAUACACUGGGGAUUCAUGACAACUAUUGGUUUGCUACCCAAUCUUGAAGUGCUCAAAAUACGGAAGUGCACCUUCAAGGGCCAGGAAAUGCAGCCAAGAGAUGAUGAAGAGUGGGUGCUGACAGAAGGGGAAUUUUGCUCAUUGCAGUUUCUCCUACUUGAAAAGCUGAAGAAUCUUGUGCAUUGGCAGGCCGAUGAGACUCACCUCCCAAGACUCCGGCACCUUCUCAUUCGCGGCUGCUCUGCUCUAGAGGAAAUACCAAGCGGCAUUGGAGAGAUACCAACACUUGAAAUAAUUGAGUUGGAUGAAUGCAGCCCUUCUGUUGUGGCUUCAGCUAAACAGAUUCAGGAGGACCAACGUGAAUAUGGGAAUGAUGGCCUUGAAGUUCGUAUCAGUUAGAGCCUUGCAGCUCUCGUCACUUUCUGCUUGCUGAUCAAUUUCCAAGGUUUUGGAAGAAGCCCGGAAGCACAAGAGGGAGUCGGCAUCAAGAUCCAUAGACCUCCUGCACUUCAAACUACAGAAGCCCAUCUCCAAGGACGACUCCUCCAAAAAGAUCAAGAAGAACAAGAAACGCUGGUGGC